This is a messenger RNA of Branchiostoma floridae (Florida lancelet), 5036 nucleotides long. Its product is annotated as ectonucleoside triphosphate diphosphohydrolase 2-like. Gene Ontology annotation, cellular component: plasma membrane. Gene Ontology annotation, molecular function: protein binding; GDP phosphatase activity; UDP phosphatase activity. NCBI's taxonomy places the organism in Eukaryota, Metazoa, Chordata, Leptocardii, Amphioxiformes, Branchiostomatidae. Gene Ontology annotation, biological process: nucleoside diphosphate catabolic process. The transcript is spliced from 11 exons. Bases 335 to 2152 code for a protein of 605 amino acids. The record is from RefSeq and is a predicted model, not a curated record.
GGCGGAAGAAGAAAACCCGGAAGUGCAGAUAUCGACGUGGACUCGGACUUCGGAUGCUCCCAUCUGGGGUCUCCAACAUUAUUAUGAUUUGCCAGUGGUACAUUUGAUAUUAUGGAAAGUAGCAGAAAGGCUGUUGAUGCAAGACAAUUCUAUCUCAAUUUCUGACUCCACUAGGACCCGACUGGAUUAUCGAUUAUGUUUCCCACGAAAAAUCAACAGAAGAUUUUCCAGCUAACGUUAUAGCUUAGAGCGCCAAGUGCCCCGUUUCCGGAAUUAUAACAUUUUCCUUUAGCUUCCAAGUCGGUAGUCUCCCAGUCAACAACAGCUGUCAGAAAUGCAGCUGACCAUAGAAAGUGCCCUGAACACCUGUGCUGACAAGGUGACCCUAGAUGUACAGGAGCAGGACUCUGUGAUUGACACCAUCUACAGGUUCUGUAAACACAGGAAUGUGGACCCCAGGACUGCUGUGUUGAGGAAUGAGAAAGGGCAAGUUCUGGAUCCAACACACAGUCUUUCACUGUGCGGGAUCAAGGAUGGGGACACGGUGUAUCUUGGGGAGUCAGCCAUGGAGCAGGUGGCAACCUCCAGGACGUGUGACAUCAGGUGCGCCGUCAUCGCAGCUGCAGCUGCUCUCAUAGGAACUAUUGGGCUGAUUGCUGUCUGUGUCUCUCAGGGUUGGACCUCUAGUCUCAGUGAUCAGUAUGGCAUAGUUCUGGAUGCAGGCUCCACACAUACACAGCUGUUUGUAUAUCGCUGGCCUGGCCUUCGGCGUAACAGCACGGCAGCCACUGUGACACAAGUAGCAUCAUGUAGAGCAGAAGGUUCGGGAAUUGCACACUAUUCUGAUGACCCCACAAAGGCAGGACCAUCAUUGGACAAGUGUCUCAGCACUGUUGCCAUGACAACAGUACCCGCCCAUGCCCGGGCAGACACGCCCAUUUACCUAGGAGCUACAGCAGGGAUGAGACUGUUGAGAGAACGUGAUUUGGAGAGCAGCAGACAGAUCAUGACCUCAGUGCAAACAACACUAAGGCACUUCCCAUUCCAGUUUGAACCGGAGCAGGCCAGGAUCAUCAGUGGCAUGGAGGAGGGGUCAUUCUCCUGGGUCACCGUCAACUACCUGGUCGGUAACUUUGAAAACAAUAUACAGUCUCUCUCUCCAACAACGUACGGUGCACUGGACAUGGGUGGGGCCUCCACACAGAUCACGUUUGUCCCACCGUCUGGUGUAACCAUUCCUCUGGAAGAUGCGACUCUGUUGAGGAUAUAUGGCGUGGACUACCACGUGUACGCACACAGCUUUCUGUGCUAUGGAAGAGUGGAGGUUGAACGAAGGUUUUUUGCAAACCUUGUUGUGGCAGGCAAUUACAGCAGUGAAGUGGAAAACCCUUGUGCGCCCUCGGGAUACAACCACACCCUCUCUGCCUCCUACCUGUUUGAGGCCCCCUGUAGUCAGGGCAAACAGGCUCUUCUCACCUGGGGGUCAGAGGUCAUUCUUCCAGACUAUGGGGAUGUAGCGGAGAGAAACUUUACGAUGGUCGGAAGCAGUAGCUAUGCAGACUGUGUUGCACACGUGGACAAGCUAUUCAACUUUUCUGAACCAUGCGAUUACGGGUCAUGCUCCUUCAAUGGUGUGUACCAGCCAAGCCUGCAUGGAAAAUUUCAGGCUUUCAGCUUCUUUUACUAUGUUGUGGAUUUCCUGAACCUAACAAGACCUGGCAACUUUUCCAUCUCAGAGUUCAACUCAACAGUUAACACAUAUUGCAGUAAGACAUGGAAGGAGGUGCAAAACUUCCCAGGCCCAUUGUUAGAGCAGCUGGCCCUGUACUGUCUGGAUGCCCAGUACAUCUACACCCUGUUAGUGAAGGGGUAUGGCUUUGAGAAGGACACCUGGAACAUUACUUUUACUAAUCAGGUCAAAGACACCAGUGUUGGCUGGGCGCUGGGAUUCAUGCUCAACACAACCAACCUCAUCCCAUCAGAGGCACCAGUCAUCCAGUCCAAGCUAUCCCAGACCGCAUACGCUCUCCUGGUCGUUCUAUUUGUAGUUUUCCUUCUGUUGGGAGUUGGGUUCACUUACAUGGCAUACAGGGGAACCAAGAGUUCCAAAGCCAGGUAUAGACAGUUGUCAAACUAUGGCAGUGUAGAAUAGACAGGAGGAUAUAACUCAUAGAUCAGACUAGAAAUAUUUAGACGGUUUCUGUCUUGUUUUUAGGAUUUUAGCACCCAAUCUCCAAGUUUUAGAUGGAUUGCCAUCUCUGGAGACAUGGAUUAAAUGCUACAAAAUGAUACUAACCAUGUAAUAACUCUACCAGCACAAACUAACUCCUGAUACAAUGUCUGUAUAUUAGAUGUCCAGGUAACAAUACAAAAGUUACUCAUGCAACUGAUAGAUUUUGUAAAUGAUCAGACAUUUCUAAUACCUUUCAUGAGUGAGGUUUAGCCUCCUUUGCAGACUUUAGACUGGCAGUGUUUAUUUUUUGGGCAAGUGCUGAUUUGCAAUUUUCAACAUGGACUAAGAUUCUCUAUCCUAAGGAAGGGAGUUGGUCGGGAGAAGGAGUUAGUUCAGUGGCGAUAUAACUCCUCCCGACCAACUCCCUUCCCCAGGAUAGAGAAUCUUAGCCUAUGUUGAAAAUCGAGAAUCGCAACAAAAGUACAGGGACUUAUUAAUGUCUUCUACAAACAGGCAAACAAAUGGCUACAAAUAGAAUAACAUACUAACAAGUGUAUGAAAUCAGCAUGUUAAGCUUAAUGUACCCUAGCCCCUCUAUUGAGAAUACACUACUGGUCCUUACAUUGUAUAGGUUUUUUAAAACCUAUAUAUAUUUAAAAAGACUGUUGCCAAUGACGAGUGUCAAACUAUUUAAGAUGAUUAUAUAUGGAAAUCAUAUAACAACCUGUAUAAAAUGAGAAAUUACUUUAUCUCCCUCAAUAACAGCAGGUUUGUAAAUAAAUAGUACUAUGCUUUUUUCUGGUGUGUUGUAGCCUAGACUUUAAAAUGUUUGUUUAUCCACAGUCAGGCUUAGUUAUGCUGAUUAGAUUAGAUUAGACAUCCGUGCAGGCAUCUAUUUUUGGCCAUUUCCCCAAGAAAGUUUUCAAGCAUACUGUAAAACAUACGAGCGGCUGAAAAUUAGAAAAUAUGUGCUGUAGAUUGCAACAAAAGUAUUGGAAAACAUAUGCUAAUGUCAUAGAAUGCCAAGGUCAAUUUCAGGUUAACAAAGAUGAAAAAGAACAAAAAUGAAGAAUCUGUUCUUCAGUAUACCAUACUCUGUGUGUUUAACUCAUUUGUUCAACCUUCCUGACAACUUAGAUAUAAUAAUGAAGGCAACAGUUUUUGACCAAAGUUCUUUUCUUGUUUGCACCCUCACCUUUGGAAUUCCCAGAGGAUGUCAUCCAUUUAAUCAAAUCAACUUGGUCUCAGGUCUGUGGCAGCAGGUCCUGUGAUAUGUGCUGUACUUAAAGUUGAAGUGAUUUAGUUUCACAGGCUACCCAAAAGCUUGUGUUUCUGUUUUGUUUUCCUGUGUUCACAAAGCUGGUAACAGUAACAUGUUAACAUUAAUCUUGUCAUUCCUUUGUCAUGAAUUCGUGAUGGAUUUUAUAUUUCAAUAUAUUAAUCGUGAUACUAGAUUAGCUGGCGCCCAUGUAUUACUAGGUACUGUGUAUAGCUGUGAACGUCAUCCUCUCUCCCUCUGGAAAGCAACACCCCUGAUAUAACAUUAUGUUACACCCUGAGCUCUCUGGUGUCCACGGAUUACAGUAAAGCCUUCGACCGUGUGAGUCACACCUUAGCUAUUCGCCGACUGAUUGAGUUGGGAUUACGGCCAUCUCUAGUCAAAUGGAUCUCGGACUUCCUCACGAACAGACAACAGAUGGUCCGUUACCACGGAGCCCUUUCUGAAUCUGUUUCUGUAACCUGUGGCCUACCGCAAGGAACGAUUCUUGGCCCCAUCAUAUUCAUUGUUUAUAUAAACAGUGCAGCACGCCAAGCCCUAUCCAAGAGAUGGAAGUUUGUAGAUGACUUGAACUUGUUGGAAACUAGAAACUCGUCAUCACAACCUCCGAGUAUCCAACAGGACCUUACUGACUUGACCACAUGGUCCCAGGAGAGCCAGAUGGUUCUCCAUCCGGGUAAAUGUAUGGUUCUCCAUGUCCAAUUCAGCAUGACUCCACGCCCUCCUCCCCCGCUCAAGAUCAACAACAUUUCUCUAGUGGAAGUAAGAGUCAUGAGAAUACUCGGUCUCUACCUACAGUCUGACCUCAGAUGGAACGCGCACGUCGACCACACAUACAGUAAGGCAAGCCAACGUCUGUUCUUUCUGCGCAGACUGAAGCAUUUCAACAUUUCGAAGGAAGACCUCGUGACUGUCUACACUUCCUACAUUCGCCCAGUUACUGAGUACUCAGCCCCUGUCUGGCACCCAGGGUUAACCACACAGCUGAGCAACAAGAUCGAACGUAUCCAGCGCAGAGCGGUACGUAUCAUCAUGGGACGCGACUACACCAGCUACCGAGAUGCGUGUACACAGCUUGGCCUUCCAUCACUCCACUCCAGGCGUUCGAAUCUGACACUUCGGUUUGCUCAAUCACUCUUAGUCUCUGAUCAAUAUCGCCACUUCCUACCAUCCACAAGACAGAACAUUAGUUGCCGACAAACCCGCUCUGCCAACAAACUGGACAUUCCCAAGUGCAGAACUGAACGCUAUAGGUCUAGUGCCAUUCCGCACAUGGUCCGUCUACUCAACUGUAAUGCCCCCAUGCCUUAAUCCUGCCAAUAUUGUAUGCCUCUAAUUUUCGUUUUAGAUAUUCGCUGGUCGAUAUCAUGUAUUAUAUUCGUACCUAACUGAUUUUACACGUACUUUUAUCUUAAUGAUUUGCCUUGUUGGACAUUAAUCAAAUGCGUUUGUUUUAAUGUGAUAUUGCAACUGCAAUUCAGCCGUCAGGCUGCGAAUGUAGCGAUAUGUUUUUGCUCAAUAAACCAUUACACACACACAUUAUGCUAUCAGGAAAAUAUGAGGAAUAAAAUGUUCUGCACUGCU